AUGGACGCGUCGAGGCUGAUACCGGAUGUGUUAGAUACGAAAGUGAUAUAUCGACGCUAUGCGUCUCUUUUCUUUGUCUGCGGGGUAGGGGCGGACGAUAAUGAGCUCAUCACGCUCGAGAUUAUCCAUCGCUACGUCGAAAUACUGGAUCGGUACUUUGGGAACGUGUGCGAGCUUGACUUGAUAUUCAAUUUUGAUCAAGCAUACGCGAUUCUCGACGAGUUAAUAUUGGGCGGAGAACUUCAGGAACCAUCAAAGAAAGUGGUCUUGUCCGUGUUCCAGUUCCAUGGGGCCGUUGUUGAGAAACUUCGGUCGCCAUUCAGCGGCAUGCUCCUUUGGUUCCCUCCUCCUGGUCAAACCCACAUUCGUCUUGACCAAACCUAUUCGUUCGAACAGAUCGCCGCAUCGGACUUCCAUGUCGUAGAGGAAACACUCGACAGCACUCUUAACGCAGCUGGCCUAGUCUGA
Pleurotus ostreatus (oyster mushroom) is the source of this 468-nucleotide messenger RNA. It is a transcript of the gene AP1S2, whose product is annotated as AP-1 complex subunit sigma-2. NCBI's taxonomy places the organism in Eukaryota, Fungi, Basidiomycota, Agaricomycetes, Agaricales, Pleurotaceae. The transcript has 5 exons. Gene Ontology annotation, cellular component: intracellular membrane-bounded organelle. Bases 1 to 468 code for a protein of 155 amino acids. The record is from RefSeq and is a predicted model, not a curated record. Gene Ontology annotation, biological process: protein transport; vesicle-mediated transport.